ACUUCCACGAGAGGGCGUUACGGACUAGUAAGCGACCGUGUAAACGAAGAUGGUUAUUAUGUGAGGAAAGAGGGGGAGAUGUGUAGUGCGUUUUCUUCUUUAGUGUUAUUUAUUUGGCUUUGCAUUAUUCACUCAUGCUUUUCUAGUUAUAUAAUUCCAUUCCAAAAUAGAAAAUUCUGUCAAGAUGACGAAUAUUUCGAUCCUGGACGCCUGUCAUGCAAGAAGUGUGGCGGAAAUGACGAUGAAGCUCGCCGCUUUCUUUUGCAAGCAAGCGAUGGCCUUUCUUGCACAUGUAAACCCCAGCAUAGGUUGGUUACACGACAGGGUACAAACGUUAAGUGUGAGCCUUGUCCUGAAGGUCAGGUCUCGUCUCUUGAUGGCUGGCAUUGUGUUACGUGUAAUUCUUUUGAAAAUAUUACCGGAACUUGUUCAUCUUGUAGUAAUGGAAUCAAAGAAGAAAGGUUUAAAGACAAUAUACCCGUUGAGCAGUUUUGUAGACCUUGCCCUUCUCGAACACGACCCGACAACUCCGAAACACGUUGUGUUCGUUGUGCAGACGAUUUCCUGGUAGCUGGUGGAGACACUUGUACUUGUCCAGAAAAAGAGUAUGCAGAGAUAGGAGGAAACACCUUGUACCUGACGGUGAAGAGAGAUGUUGUUGUUGGUGGAAGUUCAGAGGUUGGUAUACACAGUAUACAUCCGACUCAGUACCUGACGGAACGAUAUAAGAAUUGA
Molecule: messenger RNA, 735 nt
Organism: Limulus polyphemus (Atlantic horseshoe crab)
Lineage: Eukaryota; Metazoa; Arthropoda; Merostomata; Xiphosura; Limulidae
Product: meckelin-like
Exons: 6
Biological process (GO): cilium assembly
Cellular component (GO): ciliary transition zone; MKS complex
Source: RefSeq, a predicted model, not a curated record